GAUCAGGCAGAAAACGCAAUUCACUGACUCCUAGAACGACUAUGUUUCCUUGUCCUGGCUGUCGGCAUGAUAUUGAUCUUGGAGAACGUGGCAUCAGCGGCUUAUUUCGAAACCUUACUUUGGAAACCAUUGUGGAAAGAUAUAGGCAGGCAGCCAGGGCAGCCACAGCUAUUAUGUGCGAUUUCUGCAAACCUCCAGCUCAAGAAUCCACAAAGAGCUGCAUGGACUGCAGUGCCAGCUAUUGCAAUGAAUGUUUCAAAGUAUACCAUCCUUGGGGAACUGUAAAAGCUCAGCAUGAGUACGUAGGACCAACCACCAACUUCAGACCCAAGAUUUUGAUGUGCCCAGAACAUGAAAUGGAGAGGGUAAACAUGUACUGUGAAAUUUGCAGAAGGCCUGUUUGUCAUCUUUGUAAACUGGGUGGAUCUCAUGCAAACCAUAGAGUAACAACCAUGAGCACGGCCUACAAAACCCUUAAGGAGAAGCUUUCAAAAGAUAUAGAAUACCUCAUCAGUAAGGAGAGCCAGGUAAAAGGUCAAAUCUCUCAGCUGGGUCUCCUGAUGAAGGAAACAGAGUGCAAUGGUGAGAGAGCUAAAGAAGAAGCAUCUCAGAAUUUUGACAAACUGUUCGAUGUUCUGCAAGAGAAGAGAUCAGUAGCUCUCAGGGCAAUUGAAGCAUCUAAGAACUUAAGGCUGGAAAAACUACAAACCCAAAUAGAGGAAUAUCAAGGUCUUCUGGAAAAUAAUGGCCUUGUGGGUUAUGCUCAAGAAGUGCUCAAAGAAACUGAUCAGUCUUGUUUUGUUCAAACAGCAAAACAACUUCAUGUCAGAAUCCAAAAAGCUACUGAGUCCUUGAAGAGCUUCAGGCCAGCAGCGGAAACUUCUUUUCAAGACUUUGUGGUGGAUGUAGCCAAGCAAGAAGAGGUUCUUGGUGACUUGUCCUUCUAUUCCAAUGGUCUAGAGGUACCAGAAAUCAAUGAAGAGCAGAGUAAAAUGUACAACAAAGCUGUGAUCAGUUGGGAAUAUCCUGGGAAAGCAGACUCAGCUGAUAUAUAUGUCCUUGAGUAUCGUAAGCUUAAUAAAGAUGAGGAGAGUGCAACGUGGCAGGAGAUCGAAGUUUGCAGCAAGAGCAAAAUAAUAUCAGAUCUUGAUAACAACAGCAGCUAUGCCUUCAGAGUCCGAGGAUACAAAGGGUCCAUCUGUAGCCCUUGGAGCAGAGAAGUUAUCUUGCAUACACCUCCAGCUCCAGGUACCGUUUCAUUUAUGUCCAGAAACAGGGCUGGAUUUCCUCUGCUGCUAGGAGCUGAACGCAUACAGGUUGGCUGUUAUACAACCCUGGAUUAUAUCAUUGGCGACACUGGGAUUGCCAAAGGGAAGCAUUUCUGGGCUUUUCAUGUGGAAGCCCAUUCGUACCUGGUGAAAGUGGGAGUUGCGUCUAGCGCCAAGAUACAGGAAUGGCUCCAUAAUCCCCGUGAUGUGACCAGCCCAAGAUACGAACAAGACAGUGGUCAUGACAGUGGGAGUGAAGAUACCUGCUUUGAAUCAUCCCAGCCUUUUACACUGGUCACUUUAGGCAUGAAAAGUUUCUUUAUCCCCAAGGCACCUGCCGCCCCCAAAGAUUCAGCGAGCAGAAUCCUUCCCAUGCCAUCGUGUAUAGGGGUCUGCCUUGACUAUGACAAAGGCAAGGUUGGAUUCUACGAUGCAGAUCAUAUGAAAUGCCUUUAUGAGCGCCAGGUGGACUGCUCUGGAAUAAUGUAUCCGGCAUUUGCUUUAAUGGGUGGCUCAGGAAUUCAUCUUGAGGAAGCCAUCGCAGCAAACUACUUGGAGUACCAAGAUGACAUAUAAUACUAGUGAUCUUUUCCCAUUGCUGUUUUGAGAUGGAAAAUGAGAGCAGAGGUAUUCUGCCUUAGCGUUCAGUCCUAAUUAAUUACAUCAUAUUUAAGUGCUGCACACAAGCCUUUGGGUCAUGUUUUUUUAAACAAACGGCCCAGUUGCUUCUACAAGCGGGAAACGUUCUUCCAGCAACUCUCCUGCCUUUCUUGUGAUCUGUGCGAUGCUGUUCUCCGCAGACUUCCUUCCUAGGGGGAGGCAGUUGGGAAGAAGUUUGACUAGCAACCAAAACUACUCCUCGGGGUGGAAAUCUGCCUUUUAAGUAAUUUAAAUCCUUACAUAGUUGGUUUUGCAUUAUUGGAGUCGAAGCGACGGUGUGUGAUUGCCAUUCUCCUUUAAGAAAUCUGCCUGAAUGCAUUUGAGCGGUCAAAUGCUUUCUGACUAACCCCUGAGCACCACUAGGGUGGGCCUUGCAGUGCUAAGUAACGCUUGCACAAGUACAAAGCAGUGAGAAAGCAAAACUGCAGCUGAAUGUUUAGGUUGUAUUUGGAAGGAGAGGGUUAAACUAAAAACUGAUCGUAUUUCAUGUACCUUUAGUGUGACUGUAAGCUAAAACUCUAAUUCUGACACCUGGUGUAUAGUUGGUGGCAUAAUGGUAAGUUUCUUUGCUCUUCCAGGUUUUUAGUGUAGGCUACGUAAAGUAAAUAAAGUGCAAUUUGACCUUAAACAUCAGACUUCUGAGUGUGAAGUCUGAAUUUCUUGCAUGUAUGAGUAAUAGUACCUGGUAUGUGGGCAAAAGCAAAUGAGUUAUUAACGUAAGUAAUGAAAUGCGAACUUUUAAAUUCAGGUAUUUCUGUUAAUACAUGUUUUAUAAGUUAACUUUGUAUCUAAUAAAGGCUCGUUUUUAGUAAGAAUGUUAAAAAUGCACUGAUUAAGUUUUGAGACCCACGUUUUGCCUUAAAGGGUGUCUCUGUUCAAAUUUCUGUUCCUCUCAUGUUCAAAACUGUAUCGGGUAGUAGUGUUUGCAUCUGUCUGGAAGGAAUCUGUCUAAAAAUCCAUUUGAGUACUUGCACUGUUAGCUUGCAUUGUGAAAAAUAUGGAUCUAAAGUGAAGGACGUUUCUAAUACAUACUUGGUGCUUUCUGAUUUUGGGGUAUAGUGGCCCAUCUUGAUGAAUGUGUAUGAAGUAUGCUUACUAAGUGCAUGUAUACAGUUGUAGAAAUGGGACCUGAAAAUCACAAUACACUUAAAUGAAUGUAGGUCAUAAUGCAAAACCUUAGCUAUGCUUUGCUGUAUGAACUGUCAUGCUGAUCAGAUUAGAGUCUGCCUCUCCCAGGGUCCUCUCUCCUAAGCCUCCAUCCAGCGGCCACUGUUGGAAGAUAAGAACAGGGCAAUGUGGAGGGGUUGUUCUCCUGCCGCGCACUCCCAGCCUCUGGUAAUCGGCAGAAGAGUCACUUGCCCCAAGGGGAGUGUGAUAGCCCUCUUGGGGCUAGAUAGGCUCAGCAAAGGCAACCUCUCGUGUUUGUCUUGCCACUAAUGCUCUUGCCUUACUAAUACUGUGGGGCAGUAAGUUCCACAGCUUAAUUGUGUGCUUGUCUAAGAAAUACUUUGAUAGACUUAGGCAGCAGUUUUUAAACAGUGGGUAUUUCCUGGGACUUCUCCUGCAGGAGAAAUGGCAAAUCGUCUGUCACUAGUCAUCCUUUACGUUAUUUCUUUGUAUAAUAGAUCUUUAUCAUAGUCUUUCCUUCCCAUUACACCCUCCUCAUUUUUCCUUUUUUUAUAUCCACAUUUCCUGCCUACCUAGUCGCUCAUGGCGCGGAAACUGUUCUGUGCUCAUGAGCAUCCUAUUGCCCCUCUUGUUGUCUUCUCUCACUUUUCAAGACCAAGUAGAGCAGCGCUCCGUACGGACACACUCUGCUACUGUGAAGGCUGACAAGGUGCUGGGUUUUGUUUUUUACCACGGUCCUAAAACUGUGAUUGUCUUUUUUGAUAGUGAAUAUCAAGCUAGUGUUUUCAGAGGUUCUUCUGCAUGAUCCUAAUGAUGAGUUCUACACAAGCUAUGCACAUGUAGGGUUUCCCCACUCCGUUAUCUUGUAUUUAUUAAUGUUGACUUUCAACUGCCAGUUUUUCUAGGGACUUAAGUCCUGAGGGCCUUCUGCAGCUCUUCACAGUCAUUUCUAAACUUGAUUGCUGCUGAGUAAUUUUGUAGGUAGCACAAAUAUCCUUUUUGGUUUGCUUCCUUUCCUAGAUCACUGAGGAAUAUCUCGAAUAACUUAAAUUGUAGUGAGACCCAGCAAAUCUCCUUCCAUUGUUAAAAGUUACUGUUUCUUCCAUUUUUGUUUCUUUGUUGUUUAUUAACCCAUGAAUAGUUCAAUCCACCACAGAAAACUUUCAAAUUCUAGUCCACUAUAUUGACUAGAUCACUCAUCCUUUUGUGUGUGAGCUCAGUAAAGUCGAAUAGACCCAGGAGGCAGGAUUCUCUCUUCAGUAGCUGUGUCUUCUCUCAUCACCGUUUGUCCAUAUAUCUACCAAAUCUAGUAUAAGCUUAAACCUAUCGAUUUUAGAGGGUUGGACUUAUCUGGGAACAACAGACCAGACAAAUCUUUUUCUACGGAUGAGUAUCAUACAUGUCACUUCUGACUCUUCUGUUUCAGAAACUGGUCUAAAUGGCACAUUUUAUGUCACGGUUAGCAUUCCACAAUUCUGCACUGAGAUUCUUUGGAAACAUCUGAAUUGGUAUCCCUAGGAUGUAGCAGUUGAUUACUGUUUGUUUAAUGAAAUCUUUGUAAAGUAAACACUUUGUCUUAAAUACUAAGAGUCCCUCAGACUCACUCCUUUUUUUUUUUUUUUUUUUUUUUUUAAAUCUGGUUUGAGAACAGAGGUGAGGGAUGAAGAAUUCUUUAUUUUUUUUCUACUCUCGCCUUACCUCACAUUCAUUUAAGAUGUGCUUAGCUAUGCAAUUACUUACUCUACUGGACAGAGACUGAUGCUACUUUAAAAGCUCAUCCUUUGACGAGAACAUUAAUCUAGGUUUUGAUAUGUCUGUAUUUAUCUCACUCUGAGUUUAAAAAUUGAUUUGGCAUUUGGUGUUACUUGAAUACUUUGGACACAUUCAUUACAGUACUAUAUGGUGCUUACUCCAAUUUAUUAAAUACAAAACGUAUUGUCAGAAGCAAAGGCUUUUUUUUCACUACAAUGGAAAAGUGUCAUCUCUUCAAAAUGCAGUUCAACGGUACUUGCCUAUCCAGAUAUUUUUUUUUUCCAAACCAAUUUUCUUCCUACAAAACAGCACUUUACAAUGUAGACUAAGCUAAGAAUGGUGUGGUAUUGUGUGGAUCCUUGUGCAAUAUAGCUGUUUGGUGAUUACUGUGUGAUCUGCAAAGCUCCAUGCAGGUGUGAAUCAUGUAGACCCUUUUUCUUAAAUAUCUAAAGCUUUAACAAGAAGGCCUUGUUUAAAAAUAUUCUGAAAUGUAAA
Molecule: messenger RNA, 5303 nt
Organism: Struthio camelus australis
Lineage: Eukaryota; Metazoa; Chordata; Aves; Struthioniformes; Struthionidae
Source: RefSeq, a predicted model, not a curated record